This is a messenger RNA of Periconia digitata, 2802 nucleotides long. NCBI's taxonomy places the organism in Eukaryota, Fungi, Ascomycota, Dothideomycetes, Pleosporales, Periconiaceae. The record is from the annotation of a GenBank genome assembly.
AUGUCGAGCCCAAACCUCUACCUCCAAUACAAGAAGGAUACAAGUCGACUGGUGCAAUGGAUUAUCCGGACAUCCAACGGAAUUGUCAUGUCGGCAACAACCCCUUCAUCCAUGGAAGUCAACACAUCAGGACACCUGUCUAUCCCCCAAAUUGUAAGUAUGUCAAAGAUGAUUGCCAACCAUCUUCAGCCAACUCCCCAUAUUAUCUUGUACUUGUUUCGGUCUGUUAUUGCUGCGCGAUCAAAAUUGUACGAAUCUUUCCGGAAGCUGGUCACUGCAGAAUCUGAUCCAGAUUUGGUGCGGUCCAACGCUUCCCACAAGUUCUUUAUCGAUGCACUCAGUCAAGCAUUCUAUGCGCUUGGAGGGGAAUCAUGGAAGCCGAGUGGUUUUUCUUUCCACGAGGAAGAGCCUGUCGACGAUUCUACCUUCCAGAAUCAGUUCUCUGCCUUGAGUCUAGAACAAGAUGUAGAAGCCGACGAUGACUCGUCCGAUGACGACGAGAAAGAAGCAAAGAAGAAAAAGUCGCGGACUGCGAAGAAAGGCAAGAAGGGAAAGAAAGGCAAGCGCGGUAAACCAUCGAAGAAGAACUCGUCCGCCGCUCGCAAUGGCGAACCUGUUUUGGCCGACUCCCCAGUUGGAGCUUAUGGCAUCAUUGAAGAACAUGGCGGAAAUUUGACCGACUAUAGCUUGGCCGUCCAUGCCGUGGUCCAGGAGUGGAUUGAACUGAGACACGCGACCCAAGAUCUCUGGUCCAUUGUCGCCCAGGAAGGUCUUAACAGCGCCUUCGCCGCGGCAUUGACGAACUGCGCAGUUGCAAUGGUCAAACAGACUUGCAUUGCGGUGUUUGCCGAAUUCCCCGACCAUGAAAAUUUUGAAGCGAUUAUGCGAACUGUCACGCAUGGCCGAUCCGGUGAUCCGUCGUUGAUCUAUAACUCCAAAGAACCUACCGGUAAUGAAGAGAAAGACGCUGCGCUCGGCAAUGUCCUUAUCGACGGAAAAGAAAACUUCUGGUUGUACACGUUUGAAAACCUGAUGGAAUUCCUGGAUGACUUCAGGAAAAAUCGAACCGGAAAGCCAACUAAAGCGUUUCAAGCGGAACUCAACACUUGGAACCCUGAUUUAGAUCUUAGUCGGGCUACGAGUGAGGAGCGCGUCAAAUGGCGCCGCUUGUACACCAUCAACUGGCUGUAUGAUCUCGUUAAUGUAUUCGUAGCCCCGGUCGUUCAGCGCAACAAUGAAGGCGAGAAUCACGUAAUGGAGGACGUGGACUGGUCGCCAAAGGGCCCCUGGCAUGGAAGUAUGCGGGUCUUUGGCUUGCAGGAAUUCGCAGGUGUCAUAACCUCACUGGCGAUGCAGAAACCUGGAACUCGUGUUCGGGAUAAAAUUCUCCCCCACCAUGUCUUCCAGUUGCAAUGUCUUGUGGAUUCCUUCACCACUUCUCGAGGUUGGACAUUUGCUCCCUUUUGCCACCAUGUCAUGUUACCGGUUUCCAAGUUCCAUCCGGCUCACGAUUUGGACCUGUUCUUGAACUGCGGAACCCGGGUAAGAGGCGAGGGUGCGUUGGAAGCUCUUGAGAUCUUAUUGUUCUUGAUCAACAGAGAUCUCGUCGACGACAAAGACCCAAACCGGUACUUGAUUGACCGUAUAGUCAUUGAAGAGCUUCAAGUUGCAUUCAAAAAUUGGCUCGGAAAAUCGCGGCUGGGAACUGAAGAUUACCUUCCGGCCUCUCGCUUUUCCAAACACGAUUCGAAUGGGCUGUACAAUUACUCGCCACUGCUAUGUGGGGUUGGUUUGGUGGAAGGACUUGUUCUGACCCAUCGCUUGGGAAUGCGUAUGCUGGAUCAGAUACCGGAGGUAACUUUGAUCAUCCACCUACAUAACAUGCUUGUCAAGAGAGGUUAUCUCGAGGAAGAGAUUCCCGUGUACUCAACACUGGAAAAGCUCUACGGAUACAGUUUCUUCUCAAACGGUAUCGCCCCAGAUGAUAAUUUCCUCGAUGCUCUCAAGAGCAACACGUAUUCCAGGAAACUUCAUAGUGUCUUCUUCAACUCCCGGACUAAGUCCACCCUCCGGAGCCUCCACGAUCCUUUGCACAUCAAGUACAAUCCUUCUUCCAAAAAGAAAUCAGUACUAUCAAUGUAUUUCGAUGCCGAGUGGGUACCGGAUCAGAUUCCAGACAGUGAGGUCCACAUAAGGUCAGAACUGUACGAUCUGCGCCUCUCAACCAUCGAGCAGUAUACGGAUCCGAAAACCGGUCAGAGGAAGCUCAAGGAGACUGAAUUGACAAAGCGGGCUCUGAAAGAGGGCGAGACAGAAUCCACGCUGCUCGAUGCCGCCAACUAUUUCGAUCUUGCAAACGAUCCGUCUCAAGAAAAGGAGAAGACUCGGGAUCCAUACCGACUUUGGAUGGAGCGAGACAAAGAGCAUCUUCAAGGACGAUCGCUGUUGAGCAUUAUCCGACAUGACAUCUGCAACGAUGUCUGCGGUCACAAUCCCCACUCAGCUUUCAAUUACCCUUGGAUGGUUGGUCAGAUCUUGGCCUUUUUCGCGGAGAUGGAAGAGUCGUUUCGCGACGCUCAGGAUCCAAAAUUUAUCGAUGUAUACGAGAACCCGAACUAUAAAGGCACAGCCCAAAAGCGAACUGGGUUUGCAUUGCGGGCACUCACUCGCGAAGACGACAGGACCUUGAAGCAUCUUGCGGAUCUUUUCUUCCGCUGGAGGUUUUCCGGUAACUUUAUUUAUUGGAACAGUUACUUGGUGAAGUCGUCUCGCGAAGAAACGCCGAGUGAUACCGACGCCUAG